AACCGAGUAACACGAAGCAACUGCGUACGCAGAGUGGACAACGUGUACCUGGAUGAGGUUAGGCGGUAGGUCGGGCGUUGUCCAGUACUCCGGCGCUCGACGAGAACGAAUCCCUCGUUCUAUUCUUCGUUCGCUCGCUAGCAGCUCGUAUCGAGGUGGAGCUCGACGUCGCCGAGGUUUUGCAUCGCACGCAUAAUCCUCGUUACGCUUGGGCUGAUACGAUGCAGUCUGUCAAAGACAAAGAGGACGAGGACGAGGCUGCUGCGGCCAUGCAGUUUGCCCAUGAUGAGACCGAUGCGAUGCAGUCGGUCCAAGAGGACUGCGAUGCAUGGUCUGUGGAGGCGGAAGCUGGUGGCAUGCAGGCUCUGGAGAAGGGAGCUGAUCAAGAGAUCAAGUGUGACGAAGAGGGUGCACCGUCGAAGCAGCCCUGGGUAGAGGUAGAGGACGAGGAACAUAUUUCAAUCAAGUGCGGGGAGGAAGUGGUGGCUGACGAGGUCGAGGACGAGGAACAUAUUUCAAUUAAGUGCGGGGAGGAAGUGGUGGCUGACGAGGUAGAGGACGAGGAACAUAUUUCAAUCAAGUGCGGGGAGGAAGUGGUGGCUGACGAGGUCGAGGACGAGGAACAUAUUUCAAUUAAGUGCGGGGAGGAAGUGGUGGCCGAGGUCGAAGAUGAGGAACAUAUUUCAAUUAAGUGCGGGGAGGAAGUGGUGGCCGAGUUCGAGGACGACGAACAUAUUUCAAUAAAGUGCGGAGAGAAAGUGGUGGCCGACGAGGUCGAGGACGAAGAACAUAUUUCAAUUAAGUGCGGGGAGGAAGUGGUGGACGUCCCAGAGCCGAAGAUCCAUUUGAUUGACAAUCUCGAGUUCCGGGAGUAUUUUGCUGCUCUGGAGUCGUGUCCAGUCACGAAGCUCGAAAUUAUCCUGGAGUCGAAAUCAAAAGGGCCUCAUUUGGUGCUCCGGAUCCGUAGCCAGCGAGCUGAGGAGAUCGAGGUGACGAUCUUCGGGACAGCUGGCCUGUCCAUACACGUAUCAGUCGACGGCAGUACCCUCUGGGACUUGGACAAACUCUCAUACUGGCUCCGAAGCUCGGGGGAAGAAAUUCCCUUGGAGGUCGCUGUGUUCGACGCCAUGGAGGUGAGAGGAUUCUUGGAUCUGGUUCGUGAUCGACACAUGUGGGCUGCAAGAGUUCAGCUGCAGCUACGGCGCCAGGAUAGUGUCAUUACUAUCGGGGACUACGUGUCCUCCACCGCUCAUGGUUUAUGGCCCGGAGGAAUCAUGUACAAAUCUGGUUAUAUUGACGACAAAUACCCGCUCGCGCUGGCUUUCUGAUUGUCCUGAGAGGUUACACGAUCAUUGGGACCGUCACAGCGCUUGGCCAUCGAACUCAUACGAGUUCAUGGUGUACGUCCGAUCUCAUUGUUAAGUUGAGGAAAGUGAAUGCCUUUCGGUGAUGCACAUGCUCAUAAUCUAACUCCUUAGUCAGA
Messenger RNA from Marchantia polymorpha subsp. ruderalis, 1483 nucleotides. The record is from the annotation of a GenBank genome assembly. NCBI's taxonomy places the organism in Eukaryota, Viridiplantae, Streptophyta, Marchantiopsida, Marchantiales, Marchantiaceae.